Molecule: messenger RNA, 732 nt
Organism: Saprolegnia diclina VS20
Lineage: Eukaryota; Oomycota; Saprolegniomycetes; Saprolegniales; Saprolegniaceae
Exons: 1
Coding region: 35-670 (211 amino acids)
Source: RefSeq, a predicted model, not a curated record
CUUGAAACGACCAGAUCUUUUUUGUAUCUUUGCGAUGGGCAACUCGGUCUGCGGCUGCGGCCGCGUCCCGCCGCCGAGCGACGACGCCAUGGAUGCGCUCUUCGCGCCGAGUCCGCGCAAGGAGUACGUGCCGCCGUCGACGUCGACGAUGACGCGCACGCUGCUCAAGGUGCCACCGCCGACCAAGCCGGCGCGCCCAGCCUCGGCCAAAGUCAAAGACACAACGCCCGCCAAGCCAAAAGCGAGCACCAAGCUUGUGGAAGUCAAGGAGGAAGAGGCGCCGGCGCCACGACAGCACGCAGCCAGCGACCCGACGCCGACACACCACCCUUCUUCGCAUCACCAUCACCACCACCACACGCCGCAUCCGCCCCCAGAAAAAGACCCCGGCAAUGCGCUUGCGAUCCGUCUCCUGGAAGAAGAGGAUAUCCUGUCCAGCACCAGCUUGGAGCGCGAUGGCAGUGCGACCAGCCACGACGACUCGUCCAAGUCGCUCGAGUCGACCGCGUCCACCGCAAGCCUCGUGUCACCGCGCGACACCUUGUCGCCGACCACUUCCGACAAUAGCUCGCACGGCAACAGCCGCAAGUCCAAGAAGAAAGCCAAGUACGGGCGCGCCAACUACCGCGCGGGCUCAAGCAAGGGCCCGCGCCACCACGCGUCAACCUAAGAUCUACGACGUACACGUGUUGUGCAAAUGAAAUCAAAAUUGGUGUUGUACUCUUAUGCCUA